GUAUGGGUAGAAGUACUCUUGCCAAGAAACAAAGGGCAAAAAGAAUAGGCGGCUGCUACAAAUGUGCUCGUUGGAACUGUGACACACGAUGUACGUCUGUAGGAUUUGUGUCCAAAAACCAAGAAGAUAAAAUAACUUUUAUAAAGGAUGGUUUGAGUAAAGAAUCUAUGGAUAAAAUACUCCAACAGAUUCUUGAGACACAUCCUA
This is a messenger RNA of Striga hermonthica, 207 nucleotides long. The record is from the annotation of a GenBank genome assembly. Lineage: Eukaryota; Viridiplantae; Streptophyta; Magnoliopsida; Lamiales; Orobanchaceae.